Messenger RNA from Phaeodactylum tricornutum CCAP 1055/1, 675 nucleotides. RefSeq lists its product with no specific name. The transcript has a single exon. The record is from RefSeq and is a predicted model, not a curated record. The annotation marks the transcript as partial. NCBI's taxonomy places the organism in Eukaryota, Bacillariophyta, Bacillariophyceae, Surirellales, Neidiaceae.
GCCUGGUCCGAAACCCCGGCAGCUAAAUUCAAGGUUCGCGGUACUAAAUAUUUACAGGACCGCAUUAAAGUGCCGUCCGAAGCCUCUGCGUUUCAUUUGCUAUGUGUUGAUCUCGUGAAAGUGAAUCAGCCGAUUUUCACAGGACUGUGUUCACAUCCGAACGAACGCAUUCAAAGAGCCCUCGCAAAGGAGCGCGAAACUGGAUUACGGAUCUUGCCAGAUUUUGUAUUUGCCGUGAAUUUGUGCGUUCCGGGAAAAUCUUACUACCACUGGGUGGCCUAUUUUGGGGUAGAUGAUAUACAAAUGAUCAAAACUCAAGAAACACCCUUGGGGCGAGUGGCGAAUCCGUUUUUCUUUGGCCCGUCAGACGAGUUUCGCAGCAAGGUUUUCAAGCUUAUACCUCGAAUUGUAGAAGGGAACUUUGUGGUCAAGAAAGCCGUAGGUUCUAAACCGUCUAUUCUGGGUCGCAAGCUGAAGCAAUACUACAUCCAGAACGAGCGCUUCAUGGAGCUAAUUGUGGAUAUUGGAUCGGACUGUAUGGCACAGCGAAUCGUCAAGCUGGCGCUGGGGUAUGCCAAGACGUUGGAAGUUGACAUGAUGUUUUUAUUAGAAGGGGUGCAUCCGUCGAUGCUACCCGAGCGGAUUUUAGGAGGAGUUCGGAUGAUCAAUAUUGAU